Molecule: messenger RNA, 780 nt
Organism: Prorocentrum cordatum
Lineage: Eukaryota; Dinophyceae; Prorocentrales; Prorocentraceae
Source: the annotation of a GenBank genome assembly
AGAGCCGCUCCCGCAGCCCGGCGCCGGGCGGCGCGCCUUCGCGGGCCGGCCUAGGGCCGCCCGCGGAUACGCGCCCGGCCAUGCCGGGCAGCGGUGGGGUCGAGCCCGACGCGGCGGAAGUCCCUGAGAUAUCGGCUUCUAUGUCUGGGAGAAGAAGAUGCAGGUGAUCACCCAUCUGGUUGCCAAAGGCAGGGAGAUCAAGAAGGAGCAGCUGUCAGAACUCGUUGAGCCCCCAGAGGGCACUGGCGAGAAUGAGACGAUGAUUCCAGUCGACAUGCUAGGCUUCGGUGACCACCACUUCGAGGACGUCGACCAUGCCGUGGAGAAGCUCGGCGUCAAGGCCACGGCGGAGGCCUUCCUGAAGUCCCGCGAGUGCUUCGACAAGUUCAAAGCUGGGGUGCCGGAGCGGGGCCUCGUCGGGCUGGGACCACCUGCCCGGGCCGCUGACCGUCGCCGAGUGGAGGGCGGCGCAGGAGGACGACGAGGAGAUCGACUCCGAGACGCAGGUCUCUGGGAGGUCGCCCUGUCCCACUUCGACGUGGCAGCUACGCGGUCCCGCCUCUCCUGGCGUCCCGUGCGCCAUGCCUCUUGCCAUGCUGCGCAGACUCGGCCACGCGGCACCAGGCCGCCGCCGAGGAGCCGCCCUCCAAGAAGGCGAAGGCGGAGUGACCCGCCACCCCUUUGGGCCCAGCGCGCCACUGUGCUGCGCGACGUGUCGUCGUGCGUGCGCGUUCGGCCGCGCGCGCCAAGCGACCAGCCGCAGGAGGAGGAGGAUGAAUC